UCCUGGUUACUUUGCAAGGAUGAAUGUGGGCGUGGCUCACAGCGAGGUGAACCCAAACACGCGGGUGAUGAACAGCCGGGGAAUCUGGCUGGCCUACCUGCUGCUCACCACUGUCCUGCAUGUCGUCUUACUCAGCAUCCCUUUCUUCAGUGUUUCUGUGGUGUGGACACUCACCAAUGUCAUACACAACCUGGCCAUGUAUUUGUUUUUGCACACGUUGAAAGGCACUCCGUUCGAGACGCCAGACCAGGGCAAGGCACGCUUGCUCACUCACUGGGAACAGAUGGACUACGGCAUCCAGUUCACAGCAUCGAGAAAGUUCCUCACCAUCUCACCCAUUGUAUUGUACAUUCUGGCCAGCUUCUACACCAAAUAUGAUACCACCCACUUCCUAGUCAACACAGGCUCAUUACUAAGUGUACUUCUUCCCAAGUUGCCACAAUUUCAUGGAGUCCGUCUGUUUGGCAUAAACAAAUACUGAUAUUACACUUCAACCCCACAAAUGGAGAGGAAUAUAACAUCAUUGACAGAUGUUCCAUCACACUCCACAAGAUGCUUCCUUGAUCCGUAGCCUUAAGGCCUUAAGGAAACAAAACUGAACUGAACUGGUCUCAAGUAAACUAUUUAAAAACAAGGCCUUUCAUGCUCAGGAUUAUUCAAUCUGUGGCAUCUUCUGUCUGUAAUUUCUUUACAUCGUCAUCAUUUCUAAAUUCAUCACAUUCUCUCAGGGAUGCAUUCUGCGUAACAGACAAAUGCCAUUCCAUCGUCUGCUGAAAUUCAUUUUAUUAUGAUCAUAUAUACAUAAGCCAUUUUUCCUAUAGUGCCUCAUUACAACUUUGGUAAUAAUAGGAGAUAUGCAAGAUGUUACAUGUCUCAUCAGACUUAUCCCCAAACUACUUACAUGAAGGCUUGUAUCGAAUGCUGUUUUGAUUAUGAAUUGUUUUGUGUCGCAAUUUAAUUUGCUCGAAAGGUGCAGGAUAAGCAUCUGCAAUAAUGUGUGAAUGUGAUGGUAAACAAUCUUCUAAUUUCUGUUGAAGUGAUCUUUCAAAGUUCACUGUUCAGAUGUUUGCUUAGAUUAGACUCCUUAGAACUUUAUUUAUUUUGUUGGUUUUAACAUCAUGACAAAAAUUCCAACUUGAAGUAAUUGCCAUAAUCCUUCUCUAAACUGUGUCAGAACAUUCCACAUAUGUACAUGUCAAUGUGGAUCAUGUUUGUUCACAUAAAGAUGUUGUUGAUGCCGUGUAUGUUAACAUAAAAGCAAUUUAAUCAUAAGUCUAAAUUUUCAAUUUUUUAG
Molecule: messenger RNA, 1294 nt
Organism: Xyrauchen texanus (razorback sucker)
Lineage: Eukaryota; Metazoa; Chordata; Actinopteri; Cypriniformes; Catostomidae
Product: ORM1-like protein 2
Exons: 4
Coding region: 20-481 (153 amino acids)
Biological process (GO): negative regulation of ceramide biosynthetic process; intracellular sphingolipid homeostasis; ceramide metabolic process
Cellular component (GO): endoplasmic reticulum membrane
Source: RefSeq, a predicted model, not a curated record